This is a messenger RNA of Acanthosepion pharaonis, 1221 nucleotides long. Lineage: Eukaryota; Metazoa; Mollusca; Cephalopoda; Sepiida; Sepiidae. The record is from the annotation of a GenBank genome assembly.
AUGCAAAUAUAUGUGCGUGUGUAUGCUGUAUAUAUCUACCUAUCUCAUUCUAUUCCUAUCUAUCUAUCUAUCUAUCUAUCUAUCUAUCUAUCUAUUUAUCUAUCUAUCUAUCUAUCUAUCUCACUCUAUUCCUAUUUAUCUCAUUCUCUUCCAAUCUAUCUACUAUUUCUGUUCAUUUCCUUCCUAUCUAUCUAUCUAUCUAUCUAUCUAUCUAUCUCAUUCUGCUUCUUUCUUUCUAUCUAUCUUUCUGUCUGUGUUCAUUUCCUUCUAUCUAUCUAUCUAUCUAUCUAUCUAUCUAUCUAUCUAUCUCAGUCUGUUCAUAUCUAUCUAUCUAUCUAUCUAUCUAUCUAUCUAUCUAUCUAUCUAUGUCAUUCUGAUUCUUUCUUUUUUUCUUUCUUUCUAUCUAUCUUUAUAUCUGUGUUCAUUUCCUUCUCUCUUCCUUACUCUACAUUCAUUCUAUCUAUCUAUCUAUCUAUCUAUCUAUCUAUCUAUCUAUCUAUCUAUCUAUCUAUCUCUUUUCAUUUCCUAUCUAUCUAUCUAUCUAUCUAUCUAUCUCAUUCUGCUUCUUUCUUUCUAUCUAUCUUUCUGUCCGUGCUCAUUUCCUUCUAUCUAUCUAUCUAUCUAUCUAUCUAUCUAUCUAUCUAUCUAUCUAUCUCAGUCUGUUCAUAUCUAUCUAUCUAUCUAUCUAUCUAUCUAUCUAUCUAUCUAUCUAUCUAUGUCAUUCUGAUUCUUUCUAUCUAUCUUUAUAUCUGUGUUCAUUUCCUUCUCUCUUCCUUACUCUACAUCUAUCUAUCUAUCUAUCUAUCUAUCUAUCUAUCUAUCUAUCUAUCUAUCUAUCUAUCUCCUCCCAUUUCGUACCCUUUGGAAACUUUUUUGGUGGAUUUUAAUCAUAAAUACAUACACAUAUAUCUAUCUAUCUAUCUAUCUAUCUAUCUAUCUAUCUAUCUCAUUAUUGUCAUAUCUAUCUAUCUAUCUAUCUAUCUAUUUACAUAUAUGUAUGUAUCUAUAUAUCUUCAUUUAUUUCGUUUUUCCUUUCUUUUUUAUCUAUCUAUCUAUCUAUCCAUCUAUCUAUCUAUCUAUCUAUGUCAGUAUAUUCAUAUCUAUCUAUCCCACACUUUUCAUCCUGCUUGUCCAUCUAUCCAUCUGCCUCAGUGUUUUCAUAUCUAUCUAUCUAUCUAUCUAUCUAUCUAUCUAUCUAUCUAUCUACACUUUGAACAAUAA